AUGGGGGAUUUUUUAGACGAUGUUGAAACUUCAGAAAACGUAAGCCGAGUCAGACCUUCAUUAGCUCAAGUAAAAGUUGUGGUAGAAUUCAUGGAGAAACACCCAGACAUAGCUAACCGCAAACAAAGGGAUGGCAUGAGCCAUGAAAAGUUUAAGGCGUUAUGGACAGAGUUAGCUAAUAUUGCUAAUGGCUUAGAGGGUGCUACAAAGUCAAUGAAGGGUUGGAUCAAGUUUUGGUCAGAUAAAAGAAGGAGUGUGGCUAUAAGGCAAAAACAUAUUAAUGAGGGCAGAAUCAAUGAUAUACUGAGUCCUUUAGAACUAAAAAUUUUAGACAUCUGUUCUAAUAACAAACAUACAAUAAAUAAAAGAAAGAACUCAUUUAAGCAAGAGACAUGUAAUGGAGAUGAUGAUUCACUUGAAAAUAUACUUAGGAAGGAAGAUGAGAAUCUGGAAUAUACAGUAAAUACAGAUCAAAUUAUGACUACACAAGCAGAUGAAAAGCAUUUAAAUUUGAUGGAGAAAUUAGUAGAGGUUAUGGAUCAGCAGACGUCUGCUAUGUCACAAAUGGCAGAGGCAACUCUAAGUAAUUCUAAAGCUCUGGAACGGAUAGCGGUCGCCUCACAUAAGCAGGCAAUGGCGGUGGAUCGACUGGCCAGCACUUUUGAGAGUAUCAACGCUGCUGUGUUCGACCUUCUCAUAUGUAAGUGCAGUAGUGCAAAGAAGAUGCUGGGGUUGAAUACAUUUAUUUUAAUUGCGUACAUUGCUUUUGCCAAUAGUACUUUGUGUCCGAAGCAAUGUGACUGUGACAUGGAAAAUGGGUUGAAUAGGGCGACGUGUGUGAACCAAAAUAUUGUCAGCGUCGGAGUCGGAGUUCCGCGUGAAGUGCAAGUGUACAGCCUAAGUCAUAAUGUGAUUAGCGAGUUGGACAACUUUUGUUUUAAAGAACUCGGCUACACAUCAAUCCGAAUACUAAAUCUAUCAUACAAUCUAAUUUUUUGGAUUGGACUGCACGCAUUCUCCGGUCUAGAUAAUUUGAUUUAUCUAGAUCUGAGUACAAACAGACUACGAUAUAUCCCACCGGAUUUGUUCUGGGAUACACCGCAUCUGGACACACUUGAUUUGUCGGGAAAUGUUUUUGAAUCUCUCAAGAAUGAACCUUUCCUAAUGCAUACGAAGCUGCAGAUACUGAACCUUAACAAUUGUCGCAUUAAGACAUUACCGGAGAGACUGUUUACACGAUUGCCAAAUUUAAAAAAGCUGGACCUAAGUGAUAAUUACAUGAUCUCCAUAAAUUUUGAAGUGUUACGCCCUUUAAAAAAAUUGGAAAGAGUAGAACUGCGAAACGAGUAUUUACAGUGUAAUCCAGAUUUUAUCGCUGUCGAAACUUGGAUUGUAUCUCGCGGUAUAACUUAUACCAAGCAGUGCAAGAAGAAAUUUCCAAAGAUGUCGGAGAAAAUGAUUUCAGUUGUAACACCGGAGAAAGAGGCAGUUGAUGUGGACCAGGUUUGGAAUGUCACAAAAAGCGAUAAUAAAACUAUUUCGUCGGAAGUUCCUACGAAGUCUCUCACGCCGUUUGAAAAGUUCGACAAAGAUUUCUCAGCGUUUCAAGCGUUCGUCAUAGGGUUAGAAGUAGGACUCGCCAUUGGUGUAGUCGGAACUUAUGUUUGGCUGCGACAGUUUUGUACAUGCGGUAAUUUGAUGUGCUUGCGAAAUGUCAAUAGCAGACCACGUAGACGAAUUAAUAGAUUAGCUGAUGGUGACAUGAGAACGAAUUUGCUUUUGAGCAAUAUCUUAAAUCCGGAUUUGGAAACGCCGCCAUUGUUCCGGCGGCAGCUUACGUCGUCGCCGGAGAGGAAUUCACCGUUACCAGCGUACGGCGUACCCGGUGUUAGGGAGCCAAUGUUGCAAGCCGAUGCGAUUAGGGUUCCGAACCGCGCUGAGACUCCUCCUCCGCCUUAUAACGAAUGUCGGAUUAAUGUCUAA
Parnassius apollo (apollo) is the source of this 1983-nucleotide messenger RNA. The record is from the annotation of a GenBank genome assembly. Lineage: Eukaryota; Metazoa; Arthropoda; Insecta; Lepidoptera; Papilionidae.